Messenger RNA from Xylaria bambusicola, 510 nucleotides. Its product is annotated as TB2/DP1, HVA22 family-domain-containing protein. The coding region runs from base 1 to 510 and encodes 169 amino acids. NCBI's taxonomy places the organism in Eukaryota, Fungi, Ascomycota, Sordariomycetes, Xylariales, Xylariaceae. The transcript is spliced from 5 exons. The record is from RefSeq and is a predicted model, not a curated record.
AUGUCGGCCCAAGACCGCGCCCAACAAUACAUCACUCAGCUCGAUCGUGAGCUGAGCAAAUACCCUGCUCUCAACAACCUCGAGAAGCAGACAGCUGUUCCCAAGGUUUACGCCGUCAUUGGCGUUGCCACUCUCUAUCUCUUCUUCAUUAUUUUCAACCUCGGUGGCCAAUUGUUGACCAACCUCGCUGGUUUCGUCAUCCCCGGUUACUACUCUUUGGCCGCUUUGUUCAGUGCCAGCAAAACCGACGAUACUCAGUGGCUUACAUACUGGGUUGUCUUUUCCUUCUUCACCGUUAUUGAGAGCCUUAUUAGCGUAGUCUACUGGUUCCCUUUCUACUACACAUUCAAGUUUGUGUUCUUGCUUUGGCUGUCCCUUCCCGCUUUCAGCGGCGCCCAACUUAUUUUCCGAUCUUUCAUGCAACCUAUGCUCUCGCGCUACUUCUCCGAGUCCGGCUCGACCGCUGCCAAUCUUCGUGCCAAGGCCGACUCUCUGGGCAAAGACCAGUAG